Scutellospora calospora is the source of this 646-nucleotide messenger RNA. The record is from the annotation of a GenBank genome assembly. Lineage: Eukaryota; Fungi; Glomeromycota; Glomeromycetes; Diversisporales; Gigasporaceae.
UCCAGGUUCAACUGUUGGAAAAUGUACACCAGAUGAAUCUAUACAAUAUAUCGCCGAUUGUAUUAAUAGAGCGCAUAAUGCGACAAAAAGUGUUAUUUGUGUAGUUGAAAAUAUGGCGGGCGCUGGAAAUUCCGUGGGAGCGAAAUUUGAAGAACUUGGUAAAAUCAUUUCACUGGUCAAAAAUAAAAACCGUAUUGGUGGUUAUGAUCUUCGUACAAAAGAAAGUUAUGAAGAAACUAUGUCUGAUUUCUCUCGUCAUGUUGGUUUCCAAUACUUAAGAGGUGUGCAUUUGAAUGAUUCUCUUAAAGAAUUAGGUUCUCGUCGUGAUAGGCAUGCAAACAUCGGUAAAGGUUAUUUGGGUUUGGAGCCUUUUCGAUUAAUUAUGAAUGAUAUUCGUAUGGAUGAAAUACCUUUAAUUCUGGAGACCCCUGUACCUGACGAUGACCUUGAAAUUUACGAAAAGGAAAUUGAUCUUCUAUAUAGGCUUAUUGGUAAACAGACAUUAGCCGAUGCUGAUAUUCCAAAAAAUUUAAUUAAGGAUAUAUCAUUGGGUAAAAAGAAAAAUGGUAACAAAAAUGUUUUUGAGAUUGAUGAUGAUGAUGAGUCGAAUGAGAUUGUUCCACAAAAGAAAAAGGCUAAAAAUUAA